Capsella rubella is the source of this 498-nucleotide messenger RNA. RefSeq lists its product as uncharacterized. The transcript is spliced from 5 exons. The record is from RefSeq and is a predicted model, not a curated record. Lineage: Eukaryota; Viridiplantae; Streptophyta; Magnoliopsida; Brassicales; Brassicaceae. The coding region runs from base 1 to 498 and encodes 165 amino acids.
AUGGGUGUAUUUUCUGCAUUUGGGGCAUGGAUCAAUCAGAACUCUCAAGAGGCCCCUAAGAGAUCUGAGAAUGUUGAAUCUAAGUCUAAGAUGGAUAAUAAUAAUGGUCCUGCUAAGCCAAAGAAAUAUUUUGACGAACAAGAGUGGGAGAGGCAAGAUAAACUUUGGACAGCUGCAGAGAAGAAGCAUCCAUGGUAUGACGCACCUCCUAAGGUGAAGGUGACAACAAAAAAAGGUCUUUGCCAUAUGCACAUAGAAUUGACAUUGGGGUUGAAUCCUGAUGGAGUCUUCGAACUUUUCACUAAUCCACAAAACGGACCAAACACCGAACCACUUCUGAAAAGCAAAUCAAGAAAGGUUUUGAAGGAGGAUGGACCGAGGCAGAUCGCAAAGGUGAAGAAAGCUGUGGCCUGGAACUUCAUUGGGAAGUCUUUUACCAUCCCCAUAAGUCUAAUUGUCGACGAAAAUUCUCGUGAAUUGAAAGGAAAACAUGGCUGA